GUAGGAUUUACUAAUUUCUCUGGCAGUCGUUUCGCUAGUCACCGAGAAACAACAUCACGCGUUACAUCUUGUAUGUCUAAUCACGUCGGCGAAGAUUCCUCAGACAAUAGAGUUAAAGUAGUCACGAAAUAUAAUCAUGGACGAGAAAAAUAUGUACACAACGAAAAGUGGCAAAUCAUCCGAAUUCAAGAACAGCGAAAAGAAGAAAGGCUUGUCAUUAAGAAAUACUGAAAAUCAUGUAGUUUGCAAUACAACGAUGGUAAAACAAUACUCUUCCAACAGAGGGAGAUUUCAGAUUUAUUCCGAAGACAGCAAUGAAAGUAAUCGAUCACGAUCUCGUGUGAGAAAAAACGUACCCAAAAAAAAAGAGAUAAGAGCAAGGCGAGAUAAUGAAGUACUCAAAAAAACAACCGAAUCAACAAUCAAACUCGAGAAACUUAAUUCUGAUUUAUAUAUUUCACGCAGAGCACGUUCUUCAAGCAACUGUCGACAGAAUGCUCUUUCAGAUAAAAUUAACGUGAACAGCAAAUUAUUUAACAAUCGGAGAUCUUAUUCCGAAAGCAGAGGAAUUCCGUUGCAAUGUGCACAAAGUAGUGUUGUUCAAUUACCCAAUAUUCAAAAAAUUAAACAUCUUACUGACGAUGUUAAAAGACGAACUUCUUCUAGUAUUCAAACAUGGAAAGAGAAAAUGAGGAAACCAUACACUGGUACCAUGCCCAAAAAUAGGAUGGCUAAUACAAAUUUAAAUAACAAAACUCUUUCAUUGGUUGGUAUCAAUAAAGUUAAUUCCACAACCAACUUGCAAAAGAAUUCCGUUACUGGAUCGAUGAAUUUGCAACCUGAGCUAUUACAAAAUGCGAAUGAAGGUAAUAGACAAGCCCAAAAUAUCGACUCCUUGAAGAAUGCACUUCAGCAGAUAUCAAAUGAACUUGAGAUAUAUCUGCAAAAUAAUAAAUUAUCUUCGACAAUACAAAAUGAUACUAACAAGAGAAACUUUAUUUCUGAGAACGCUGACAAUAAUAAUCUAUUAGGCGCUACACUACUUUUUAGCUCUAAUAGCGUAACACCUUUAGAUGGCUCUAUCUCUCUGCCAUUAACUCCAACAAAGGUGCAUUACGAAAAAUGUGUGAUGACACGGAAAUUAACAAUUAAGAAGGAAAACGAAUAUGAUGUUAUUUGUGAAACACCGUACGAACGUGAUUACUUGGAGGAUAUACCAGAGACGGAAUAUAAGAGGAAUAUCAACGCUCCAAGGCUUUCCCCUCAUUUUCUGCGUGAAAAUGUAAACGCAGAACAGAGAAGAAUCGUCGUAGGAUAUAUUAUUCGUCUUGGCAUACACUGCUACUAUUCGUCGCAUGUCAUUUAUCAGACUGUCAAACUAUUCAAUGUAGCUAUUGAUCGAAUUCAUGUAGGAAUUGACGAUAUACAAUUAAUAGCUCUAGCGUGUCUUUGGAUAAUUCUUAAGCAAGAUGCACCUAGUGAUAAAAUACCAUCGGCGACUGUAAUUCUGGAAUUGGCGAAAGAUUUAUACAGUAACCAAGAGAAAGAUUUGUUAAAGUAUGAGAAGAAGAUUCUCUGCGCUGUUAAAUUCAACACACGAUUCGCUGAUCCAUUCUCGUUACUUUCAUAUUAUAUAUUAAAUGUAAAUCAAGACAGUCGAUGUAAUAUUAUUAAGCCGAAUGAUAUCGCGUGUGUCUACUUUUGCGGUAGUUAUAUGAUCGAUUCAUCUAUGCUGGAUGAAAACUUAUGUGAAACUCCGGUGUAUAUAAUAGCAAUAGCUGCAGUAGAGUUGUCGCUUCGUAUUGUAUAUUUGAGCGAUGUUAACGUGAAUCCAGAAUGGUAUCAAGUUUGGAGAAAUAAACAAUCACUCAUAGAAUGGGAAGAAAGAAUGCUGAAUUCUACGAAGCAGAUUAUGAUACAACGAACUGUAGAAUAUAAGGAUUUUGGUGCAAAUGUUAUAUACAAAAAGUACAUGCGUAGCAAACACGGGAAAAUCACCAAUUUUCUUCAUAAUAAAUUGAAGAAUAUCUUGUGACGAAGAUUAGAUAGUGUCUAGUUAAAGAUACUUCACUUGUCCCACAAUCGACGUUAUUGGAUCUCUACUCAACAAGAAAAGUAGGAACAUUAGAUCAUUAAAUCUUUGGCUGUUACAUCGUCAUCAAAAGAACAUUUGCAAAGCUCGAUAUACAUGAUUGUGAUAAAGAGUGUGUAAAAGAGGGACACUCAUUGGAUAAUUGUUAAAUGCUUAGACAUGUUAUUUAUUUUGUUAUCAAACACGUUUUAUAUACAGAUCGCGCUGGUCGCGUUUAUGUUUUAUUAUAGUAGUGUUUUAUUAUAGUUUAUAAAUAAUUGGUUUUUUUAUGUUAAAAAUAUUUAUAAAAAAAUUUUAAACACAUUUUUAAAAAAUUUUAUAAAGAAGUAGGAAUUAAGAUAUAAUGUACACGCAUGCUCAAAAAAAAAUAUAUUUUUUUAUUAUCGAAAAAGAAUUUAAAGAAGCAAGCGUUUAUGAUUCAAGUCUCCAUGCUCAGCAUUAUUCCUUAAAAGAUUGGUCGUGACAUUGAAAUGCGUAAUCUCUAUCGCGGUAAUAUGCUACUUCGAUGCGUAAACAUAAGCGAGGUUAUCGACAGUAUUUUAUUUGUCUAACAGUCCUCUUGGGUUAUUAAUAUAUUAUGACUUAAUAAUGAUUUUUCAGCAACAGCAACGGAAUAGCAAUAUCACAUAUACUAUAAUUAAAAGCUAUCAAAUAGUGCUCGAUUCUUAAUCGUCAAGUUUUAAUGAGUGCCAUAAUCCUGUUGAAUAUCUGCCCAAGAAUUCCACUUGUCCCACGUGUUA
This is a messenger RNA of Atta colombica, 2832 nucleotides long. RefSeq lists its product as uncharacterized. The record is from RefSeq and is a predicted model, not a curated record. The transcript is spliced from 11 exons. Bases 137 to 2035 code for a protein of 632 amino acids. Lineage: Eukaryota; Metazoa; Arthropoda; Insecta; Hymenoptera; Formicidae.